Molecule: messenger RNA, 3429 nt
Organism: Parnassius apollo (apollo)
Lineage: Eukaryota; Metazoa; Arthropoda; Insecta; Lepidoptera; Papilionidae
Source: the annotation of a GenBank genome assembly
AUGUCGUUAGAUUCUGAGGCAUUGCUAAAUAAUAUAGAAAAUCUUGAAAGCUCUUCAGUGCAACUCGAUCCUGCAGUAUUAGAAAAUAUCUCAAUUUAUUCACAUAUCGAAGGAAGUCACUCCCAUACUAAUCCACAAAUUCAAGGUGCUGAAGACGACCAUGCUGCUGCAGCUGAUGAGGUUAAUCCCGCGCCUGCCAACCUACGUGCACUGGAACUAGACGCAGCUGCGCAGCGCCACUCUCCUGGUUCUCCUGCACCGGAUCCAGCAGCUGCUGAGGGAAAUCCCGCGCAUGACAACCUACCUGCCUUGGACCUGGAUGUAGCUGCGCAGCACCGCUCUCCUAGCUCUCCUGCACUGGAUCGGGAGGCUGUUGAGGGAAAUCCCGCGCCUGUCAACGUAUCUGCCCUGUACCUGGAUGCAGCUGCACAGCGCCGCUAUCCUGGCUCUCCUGCACCGAAUUCAGCAGCUGCUGAGAGAAAUCCCGCGCCUGACAACCUACCUGCGCUGUACCUAGACGCAGCUGCGCAGCGCCACUCUCCUGGUUCUCCUGCACCGGAUCCAGCAGCUGCUGAGGGAAAUCCCGCGCAUGACAACCUACCUGCAUUGGACCUAGAUGCAGCUGCGCAGCAGCGCUCUCCUAGCUCUCCUGCACUGAAUCGGGAGGCUGUUGAGGGAAAUCCCGCGCCUGUCAAAUUAUCUGCCCUGUACCUGGACGCAGUUGAGCAGCGCCGCACUCCUGGCUCUCCUGUAUCGGAUCCAACGGCUGCUGGGGAAAAUCCCACGCCUUCCAACCUACCUGCUCUGGACCUGGACGCAGCUACGCAGUGCCGCUCUCCUAGCUCGUCUGCAUCAGAUCGGGAGGCUGCUGAGGAAAAUCCCGCGCCAGCCAACCUUCCUGCCCUGGACUGGGACGCAACUACACAGUGCCGCUCACCUAGCUCUUCUGCACCACCAGAACUAAACGCUACUGUAAGAUAUCCAACUCCGGCCAGCACACUUGCACUGGAGGUAGUUGCAGAGCGUGGCUUGUCCGGCUCUCCUGUGCCGGAACGAGAUGCUGCCGAAACGAAUUCUGCGCCUACCAGUCCAUCUGCUUUGGAUCGGGAAGCAUUUGUACAACGCAACCCUUCUAUCUGUCAUGUGCUGGACCCAGAGGCCGCCGAAAGAAACUCCGUGCCUGACACACUCCCCGAGAUAAGUCCAGCGACCAAUUGCAGACCAAGCACUCCUCCACUGAUAAAUUAUGAUUGGGAACACACGAACACAGACAUAACUUCGUUCGAGUUUGAUGAAAGUUCAGCAGGUGUCCAGUUUGAAGUCAACCCAGCUAUGACAGUUAUGGAAAUAUUUGAUAAAAUUCUUAAUCCUAAUAUUGUAGACUAUAUUGUAACAUGUACUAAUACGUACGGGCGAGCACUAUGCGAGAAAACAAGACCUACUACUCGAAACUCACGUAGCUAUAACUUUAGGGACACAAACCGGGAAGAAAUCUUGAAAUUUUUUGGAUUAUGUUUGCUUAUGGGUCAAAUCAAAAUUCAUCAAAAACGCAAAAAUUUUACGUAUUCCGACCCACUGUAUUAUCACCCAAUUUUUCACUAUGUGAUGUCCGCUCGAAGAUUUGAGCAAAUCUUGAGAUGUAUUUAUGUAUCAGAUUUAGAUUCAAAAGGAAAAGAUAAAAUUGAAAAAUUUAUUAAUGCUAUUACCAAGAGCUUCAUGGAGUGCUAUAAGCCAUACAAACAGUUAAGUUUGGAUGAAUCUUUGCUUUUAUUUAGAGGCCGCCUUGCCUUCAGACAAUAUAUAAAGAGCAAAAAAACCAAUUGUGAUUUCUUGCUUUUCCGAGAGGAAUUGAUUCGAAGACUGUUGGACUUACCAGCAGAUUUAACAGCAGAGCAAGUGAUUUUAGCUCGCAGCAAAUAUGACAACAGAAUCAGAGCUAAUUUAUUGCCACUUCCAGUCAGUACCAUUGACGACGACGUCGGAAGCUCAAGAGUCCAUGGUCACUGGCCUGAGAAAAUACCCGUGCAAGAGGGUUCAAACAAAACAUCAAAGUACUUGAAAUGCAAGAUGUGCACGAAAAAAAAGAUUUUAGAACAGUAUUAUUGUUACUUUUCAACAUGGCUUAACAAUAACAAUAUAAAGUCAACAAUGCUCAAUACGAAUUUGAUAGGUCUCAAAGUAACAAAUUUAAAAUCGUUUCUACGAUUAACAAAUUCAAAUGUAAGCCUCAAGAAAAAACUGUAUUUAUCCACUGGUAAAACUGCACAUCCAUGUUUAUGUGGACAAGUAUACUUUAAGAAAGAACAGAAACAAGCUGAUGAAAUAUUUUAUAAAAAUGUUCGAUUUCACACAACACACAGUGAUCAGCAUAGACAAAAGGUAGUCAUAGAGACGUCUACCCCGAAAAUUAUCAUAGAUCGAAUAGAAAGGAGGAAAAAGGUGUUACCAGUGGAAAAAAGUAUUGAUGUUAGAUUAGGUGAUCUGUGGAAGAACAAAAUAGAUCCAUAUGUUAAGUUAGCAAGAUGGGACAGACCUAUUGGUGUUUACCUCCUCUACUGGCCAUGUUCAUGGUCAAUAGCCCUGGCGUCUAUACCUGGAACUGUGCCAUUAUACACCACAUUGGAAACAGCUGGACUGUUUCUCUUGGGAGCCGGUCUUAUGAGGGGCGCCGGCUGCACUAUCAAUGAUAUGUGGGAUAAGGAUGUCGAUGCUCAGGUGGAGAGAACCAAAGACAGGCCGCUGGUUUCCGGGGCAUUAACUGAUAAGCAAGCAAUGGUAUUCCUAGCCGCUCAGCUCACCUUGGCUCUGGGAGUUCUUCUACAGUUGAAUUGUUACAGUAUAGUCCUCGGAGCAAGUAGUAUGUUGCUCGUAGUAACCUACCCUCUGAUGAAACGGAUCACAAACUACCCUCAAAUAUUCCUAGGGGCGACUUUCAACUGGGGGGCGCUACUGGGUUACUCGGCGAUACAAGGCAGUUUGGAGCCCUUGAUUUGUCUGCCCCUGUACGCUGGAGCCCUUGCAUGGACUGUGGUCUAUGACACCAUUUACGCUCAUCAGGAUAAAGACGACGAUGCCCGUAUAGGCAUGAAGUCGACGGCCCUUACCUUUGGGGAGCAUACUAAGCCAGCUCUGGGGGCCACAUUGACAUUGAGUGUCGCCUCGCUUAGUGGUGCUGGGUUUGCAGCCGGGCUAGAUUUACCUUAUUACGUGGCGCUGGCUUUAUAUGCGUUACACGCUGGAAGACAGAUAUACACACUAAACCCGGAUAAUCCCGAAGAUUGUGCGAGAAAGUUCAAAUCUAACUCCAUGGUCGGCUUGAUCAUCCUCCUCGGCAUCCUCGGUGGCGGCUAUAGACAAUACAUGGAGAAUAGGCAAAAUAACAGAGGCAGAGAGAAUAUAGAAGCAACAAAGAGUUGUUUAUUUAGCUGA